CCGCUUCCUCUCUGCCCGGGAAGAGGCGGGCGCGGCUGCGGCCAUGCAGGUCUCCAGCCUCAACGAGGUGAAGAUCUACAGCCUGAGCGCCGGCAGGAGCCUCCCGGAGUGGCUCUCUGACAGGAAGAAAAGAGUGUUACAGAAGAAAGAUGUGGAUAUCCGUAGAAGAAUUGAACUUAUUCAAGACUUUGAAAUGCCCACUAUUAGCACAAAGAUUAAGGUAUCAAGAGAUGGACAGUAUAUUAUGGCAGUUGGAACUUACAAGCCCAGGGUCCGCUGUUUUGAUACCUAUCAGUUAUCCCAGAAAUUUGAAAGAUGCUUAGAUUCCGAAGUGGUUACAUUUGAGAUUUUAUCAGAUGAUUACUCAAAGAUUGUCUUCUUGCAGUGUGGCAGAUUUGUGGAGUUUCAUUCACAACAUGGCCAUUACUACAAGACAAGAAUACCAAAAUUUGGUAGAGAUUUCUCUUACCACUACCCAUCAUGUGACCUGUAUUUCGUAGGAGCAAGUUCUGAAGUGUACAGGCUGAAUCUGGAACAAGGAAGAUUUCUGAACUCCCUGCAAACCGAAGCUUCAGAGAGUAAUGCCUGUGACAUAAAUCCUGUCCACUUCUUGUUUGCUAUGGGGACAGCUGAGGGAAAAGUGGAAUGCUGGGAUCCUAGAACUAGAAAUCGAGUUGGGCUGUUGGACUGUGCAUUAAGCAGUGUGACAGCAGACACAGAGAUAGAAGGUUUGCCAUCCAUUUCAGCACUGAAAUUUGAUGGGGCCUUGAAUAUGGCUGUUGGAACAUCUACUGGGCAGGUCCUAUUAUAUGAUCUUCGGUCUAGUAAUCCAUUAAUAGUCAAAGAUCACCACUAUGGCCUGCCUAUUAAAUCCAUUCAGUUUCAGCAUCAGCUGGAUUUAAUUAUCUCUGCGGAUUCUCGAAUCAUAAAAAUGUGGAACAAAGAUACAGGAAAGAUAUUUACUUCAAUGGAGCCAGAACAUGAUAUAAAUGAUGUCUGCCUUUAUCCAAAUUCAGGAAUGCUAAUGACUGCCAAUGAAGCCCCUAAAAUGAAUAUCUAUUAUAUACCAGUUUUAGGACCUGCCCCAAAAUGGUGUUCCUUCUUGGACAACUUGACUGAAGAACUGGAAGAGAAUCCAGAAAGCACUGUUUAUGAUGAUUACAAAUUUGUUACCAGAAAAGACCUUGAAAAUUUAGGCCUUGCUCAUCUCAUUGGAUCAUCAUUGCUCAGAGCAUACAUGCAUGGCUUCUUCAUGGACAUAAGACUUUAUCAUAAGGCAAAAAUGAUGGCCAACCCCUUUGCCUAUGAAGAAUAUAGAAGAGAGAAAAUAAGGCAGAAGAUAGAAGAAACUCGUGCACAGAGAGUUCAAUUGAAGAAACUCCCAAAAGUUAAUAAAGAACUUGCACUCAAACUGAUUGAAGAAGAAGGAGAAGAGCAACAGUUCAGUAAAAAAAGAAAACAAAAGAAUCUGCCCAGCCUUCUCAAAGAUGAUCGUUUUAAGGUCAUGUUUGAGAAUCCAGAUUUCCAGGUGGAUGAGCAGAGUGAAGAAUUUAGGCUACUUAACCCACUUGUUUCUAAAAUAAGUGAGAAAAGAAAGAGGAAGCUAAAGAUCUUAGAAGAACUGGAAGCACAAGGACAGGAAGAAGAGGAAGAACCAGAAGGAAAAGCAAGUGAUGCAGAAAGUUCUGAGAGUUCAGAUGAUGAAAAAGGCUGGGUUGAAGAGGUCAGGAAACAGCGCAAGCUUUUACGCCAAGAGGAAAAACUAAAGCGGCAGGAAAGGCUCAAGGAGGAUCAGCAAACAUUACUAAAACCUCAGUUUUUUGAGAUUAAAGAAGGAGAGGAAUUCAGAAGCUUCAAAGACUCUGCCAAAAAACAAAAAUUAAUGAAGAAAACUCUUGAAGAUCGUUUAAAGCUUGAAGAAAAACUUGGCACACUCAAUGUGUCUGAUACCACAGUAGGCAGCAAACAGGCAACAUUCAAAUUAAAGAAGUCAGAGCAGCAAAGGAAACAGCAGGAAGCUGAGAAACGACAUCGUCAGGAGAGGAAAACCCUCCGGCGCUCUGCCAGUCAUCUCAAGAGCAGACGUGGAAGAGGACGACUAUUUCAUUGAUUUAUGUUGGCUUUUUUUAAGAAACCUUUUACCUCAUUUUCAUUUGGAAAAGGGGCCUUUUCAAAUUGGGACACAGUACCAAUGGAUUUGUAUUUUGAUUCAUUGGUGAACACAAAGCCAGAACCUCCUAAACCUUGUGUUGAUUACUGAAAAGUUUAUGAAAGUUAAAAUACUGACCAAAGGACAAUAUGAAUAUGGUCCAUUGUGAACUGUAUUUGUUCAGAAAUCACCAGCAAUUGGUUAUUGUGUAACCCUGGAAGUUUUCUAUAUAAGAAUUUAGUAUACAACAAGGCUGCCUGUCUUUUAUUUAACUUAAGAACUGUGAGUUUCAGUUUCUGAAAUCUUUGUGACUGCUUAGAUAAAAGAUAAAGGUAAGUUGUUUUGUCUAAAAGCUUAUCUUUACAAGGACACAAAAAAUUUUUCUGAUUCUUGAAGGAUAGCACACAGUUGUAUUUUUCAAAAACUGACUUUGGCUUUAUAUUCUUGGGUUGCCUUAAUAGCAAAUGGUACAAAUGUUUGUUGGGACAAUUGAGAAUGCCUGAUUUGGGUUCCUCUGAGUCAUUCUGUAAGGAAACCUCUCUUGCCACACCACUGUACAAAGGGGAAGCUCAGAAGGGUAGUCCUAUUAACUUAGAAUUUGUAAGUACAAAACCUGAUCCUGAUGUUUCUGUUUUGGAAAGCCAGCCAUGUUUCAUCAUAGAUCAAGUGGUUUAUCUUCAUAUAACAAGCACUUUAAGGCCAUGCCAGUAGUCUCCUAUGCUUCAAAAAAAGAGUUUAGUUAAAUAACUUUAAAAAACCCUUGAACCUAAGUAGGUCAUUAUUUAGCAAAUAAAUUAGUUGUUACCUUUUAUCCUAAAGGAAUCUUUUAUUGCUUUUUAAAAGCCUUUAUAAAUUACCUUUUUGCUAGAUAACAGAACCUGAACUUUGGUUCAGCUAAAAUCAGUGAAUCUCCCUGUAACUGUAAAUCUUUUUAAGAGACUCAUAGGUUCUUAAGUAUUUUGUUUUAUAAACCAGAGAGGUAUUAAUCUGAUCAGGUUUCUGUAUUUGUAGAAUAUUUGCAAUUACUUCAGUAAAAAGCCUUGGUUUCUCAUAGCCUGAUUUUUUUUUUUUGUUUGUUGUUAGAUGAUAGAAAAGUUAGCCACAUGGAUAACUUCUUUCCUCUCUGACUUAAUUUUGCCUGCUUUAAUUAAUGGUUUUGAUUAUGUUGCUACCUUUAGUUUAAAAAGGCACUUUUCUCCUGAUAUUUUCAUCUUCAAAAACUUACAUUGUAGUCAUCACCUCUGCCCUUGCAUACAACUAAAUGAUAAGUCUCUCAAUACCUAUUUUUUUACCUCAAGCUGUCAAAUUUCUGUAUUGUUCAUAAGUUUCUCAUGCUUUUUAUUUUUGCAUCUUCCCCCUGGAGCAUUAUGUUAUCUCUUAGAAACUAUCUAUGUGCAGUUCAGGUGUGCUUACAUCAUGCACAGGGCUGUAGGAAUGUGGAGAGGUUAACAGUGGGAACUGGCCUCCAUCGUGGUUGAUACAGGGAGAGUUGGGGACUGGGUGGACAGAACUGGCAUUUUAAGAGCAGAAAUUUGGCCGAUUUUACUCCUUCUCAUGGUGGGUCUAAAUCCCAUUAUAUUGAUCUAGAGCUGCAUUUAUGGUUGAAGGCAUUUGUAUUUUACAAUGAUUUUGUGGGCUGUCAAGAGCAGUAAAAAACUAAGUGUGGUUGAUCUGCUGAGUGGUAAUGCACUGAGUUUGAAAUGAGCUUAAAAUGAGUGUAUUUCUUGUGUUUUGAGAUUCUUCUGAUGGACUGGUUUAAGUCAGUGUUUUGCUUUUCAUGCACUUAGAUUCAUAAUGUAAGUAUUGUGAUAGUAUUGAUCAUGUAUUUAGGUUUUAGCCGAUAUGAUUAAAGGAGUGUGCUUUGUACUAUUAGAUGGAAGGCACAUGUAAACUGCC
Zonotrichia albicollis (white-throated sparrow) is the source of this 4045-nucleotide messenger RNA. RefSeq names its product nucleolar protein 10 (gene NOL10). Gene Ontology annotation, biological process: maturation of SSU-rRNA from tricistronic rRNA transcript (SSU-rRNA, 5.8S rRNA, LSU-rRNA). Gene Ontology annotation, cellular component: nucleus; nucleolus; small-subunit processome. The record is from RefSeq and is a predicted model, not a curated record. NCBI's taxonomy places the organism in Eukaryota, Metazoa, Chordata, Aves, Passeriformes, Passerellidae. Gene Ontology annotation, molecular function: protein binding.